Psylliodes chrysocephalus is the source of this 1525-nucleotide messenger RNA. The record is from the annotation of a GenBank genome assembly. NCBI's taxonomy places the organism in Eukaryota, Metazoa, Arthropoda, Insecta, Coleoptera, Chrysomelidae.
CAGACAUCCGAUAUUUAAUUCGUUCAAGAACGGUGUUAUUUCAUAAAAGGAGACUAUUAAAGUUGUAGUUAUACCUACAACGAUCUUCGAAAGGUUUACAACGUGAUUUUAUACCUGCAGAGUAACAGGGUAUUAAUGCGGCAAAGAUUUAGGUACAUAUUGAGAAAAUUAUUUUAAAGAAAUAAAAAUAUAAUGUCAAGUUAUAAUCAAAAUCGGUUAUCAUUAUCAAUGUCAAAAAGUUCAAGAUAAAAAUGCUGUCGAUGAAUAUAAAACGUCCAUCAAAUUUUAAACCGAAAAGAGGGCUUUAUUAAAUAGGAGUAGAAAUAUUUUUAAAAUGACAUCUAACGAAGAAAAGUUGCAGAUCGUGAAGAAGCACAUAAGAAAUUAUAAUGAUUUUCCCAAAAAAGGCAUAAUGUUUUGGGACGUAUUUUCUGUACUAAAAGAACCAAAAAUCUUUCAUUUGCUAAAAGAAGUUUUGGUGGAUACCGUAAAAAAAAUCGAUCCUCCAAUAGAAUGCAUAGCAGCACUAGAUGCCAGAGGAUUUCUUUUCGGAUCUUUAUUAUCUUUAGAAUUCAACGUUCCUUUCGUGCCCAUUAGAAAGAAGGGAAAAUUGCCAGGAUGCACUUUCAGGGCGUCUUAUUCUAAAGAAUAUGGAGAGGAUACUCUAGAAGUGCAAAUUGGUUCCAUUAAAAAAGGCCAAAAGUUAUUAAUAAUCGACGAUUUAUUAGCAACUGGAGGCACAUUGGCGUGUUCAUCCCAACUAGCGAAACAAUGUGGAGCAGAAGAUAUAACUUACCUAGUUGUAUUGGAACUGGAGGAUCUCAAAGGAAGAGAACUAAUUUCUGAUCAUAAACUUAUAUCUCUAAUUAAAUUAUAAGCAAAACUGACUGAAUAAAUGUUUUUUAAGGAUCAUUUAAUAAACACAUUCGUGCGAAAUUGACAAUAGAGAUUUUUUGGAUGUUGUGAUAAUGUGAAGCGUAAAAUCUUCAACGUUAUCUUAACGGUAGUGCUAAUUGCGUUAUGCUGUAUGUAAUACGUCAAAAAUACACUUUUUUUCUCUUUCUAAUGUUGGUACACAAUAUGAAACAAAAUUCACCAAAAUGUCUUCUUUUUAAUAUUAUAUAAAAAUAAUCUCUAGGCUUAAUAACUCUGGCAACCGAGACCUCAAAAAUUGAAAAAAGAUUUCGGAAGGAUCAAAAUGUAACGAUAUAAGUUGUUUUUUUGAAAAUUGUUAAUAAUUAUUAGGUUAAAAUGAGUAAAAAAAAAUGUUUUUUAAAGAAAAUAUAUUCAAAUAAAAAUGUAUAUCUUAUAAAAAAUAUAAAAAAUUCUUAACUCGAACAAACACUGCCUCCUGUUGUACUCGAAGUAAAUCUAACCAUUUUUGGACAAAGAAUUUCGCAUCCGCAUUCCUCAGAUGAACGAUGUUUGCACUCUUUAAAAGACGACGAAGAACUUUGAGUUCUUUUCACCACAUCUGAUAAGUUCAAUAAUUGUCUGGACCGUUUACGUUUUUCUUCUUCCGAUA